Molecule: messenger RNA, 765 nt
Organism: Tachyglossus aculeatus (Australian echidna)
Lineage: Eukaryota; Metazoa; Chordata; Mammalia; Monotremata; Tachyglossidae
Exons: 3
Coding region: 97-732 (211 amino acids)
Source: RefSeq, a predicted model, not a curated record
UCAAGGAGUUUCUUCACACCUCCUUUGGUCUUCUCCAGCGUUCCUACUGUCGCCCUUCCCUCUCUGAAGUGGCACCCUUUCAGUCCUAAUUUAGUCAUGCUGGAAUGCAUCAGCUUUUCUCAUCACCACCCCAGAGGGGAAAGCAAACCCCAUUGUCCAGGUCCCAUUGAAAAGAUUUUCUUUGUUUUUGUUUUUUCCAGCCGCACAGCCCAGCAUGGUGAAGGAGGCAGAACCCAAGGCACUUUCACCGUGCUCCUCGCGGCUUUGGGUGCUGCAGAGGAGGAGGGGCGCCCCAGCUACCCCCAAUUUCCUCAGACACAUAGUGGUCAGCUUCCUUCAAACCGUCUUCUUCCCCAUCGCCGUGCUGUUGGGGCGCGAGAAGACAGCGGGAGAAAGGCGGUCCUGGGGCUCCACUGCACAGUUGCCGUGGAGAUGAGCAAAGGUCGGCACUUGGAGGAUGGACGGAAGCCGGGGGGAGCACCCCUCCAUUCUCCUGCCACCCAUCGGAGAGGAACGUCCUCCUUUUGGGAAUUUCUAAGCAGCUGCAGGAUCAACCAGCCCAGGCCAUUUAAACACGGAACGAUGCUCUUCGUGCUCUCCACCCACCCAACCACCCAGCUCCCAAAACGUCCGUCGUUCUCGGAGACCGGUUUGCCUGCAGCUCCCGCCCCGCCUCCCAGAAAAACGGUCGACUGCCUGGGAGCGCCUUCGCCAGGGCUCAAUCGACACUAGGGCUGGCUGGUCACCAGGGGCCCAUGUUGACAC